AUAUACAUCAAAGCACCGGUUCUGCUUCCUUUCUGCCCAACUGCCAGCUUGCUAAUUGAUGUUUCUGCAAGCUGUUCAAAGAACCACUCCUGCAACAGCUUUACCGGAUCUCUUUGGUGCAUAGCAGAUCCGCACCUGUUGACAAAUUAAGAUGGUAGACCACGCUCGUGAGGAAACGUGGAUUGUCAACAUAAGAAAUCGACUAGAUGAACAGUUCGCCGAUCUAACUAAACUAAAGCCCGCAUUAGCGGCUCUAGACACCAGCAAGGACAAGCCAUCAAUAUACUGGACUGGUAGCCAUCCCGAAAGGUUUCCUGUCGGUAUCCUCCUCCUCAAGAGCUCGGGCAAUGUGGCUGAAAAGGACCACAUGUGGGAAUAUGUUGCGUUUAUGACCAGAUGGCUCGGUCUCGACGUGACUUUGUUCCUUAGAUACAUGAAGGAGAGGGAAGAUCUAGUCAAGAGCUACUAUCACUCCGGCGGUGAGGAUUAUCAGAGGUACUUUGUUUUUAGAGAAAGCAACGCUCUCCAGGAGUCAUUGCUGAUCGCCGGUUGCUUUUUAGCUACUGCGAUUCUCUUGUUGCAGAAGGUCCGGAAUGGUGCCGAAAUUCUACGAGGGUCCAGAGGUAACAAUAGUGAUCCAGCAGAUCAAAGGUCCCUGCAAUUUUCAAUUCUAUACCAAAGAAUAAUGAAAGAUCAGAUAAAGACCAAAAUCGACAUGUUGCGCAUCAGAAACCAGAUUCCGUGGUUUGUUGUCGAGGCUGUAUUUGCACAUUCAAGCUUAAGCGGGCUGUUUGGUGCCACCCGCAUCGACAGACUAGCAAUGUCGUGUUUUGAUGAUCUCUACCCUAGAGUGAACAAAUCCAAGGUUAAGGGCGGCAACCUCCCAUCCGGCGGCUUCAAACAUCUACUGCACAUCUUCCAUUGGACCCGGACACCCGAAGAAGAAGGCAGGUGGCUGGUGCAUACAAAACCCGAACAAGAGCAGCAGCCUGCAAAACGGUUUGCGGAGUUUUACAUUCCUAAUGCAAUGAACUUGCUUGAAUCCGCAACUAGUUUUAAACGGCUCGACAGUAGCUCGAUCGAUGUGGAAUACUCUAACAAGAGAAUAUCAGCACUUAUGCAAGUAACACCCCUGCACUUGUUCUCAUACAGCUACGAAAUAUUCUGCCAGCUUCUGAACUUUGAACAGCGGUACCCGGCGUAUGGGCUUCCCGUGACAGCCCAUUUCGCAUGUAUGAAAAGCCUAUUACAGACCAAAGAAGAUGUUAAACUAUUUCAGAAGAAAGGCAUUGUGAACAUGAUGAAGGGGGAAGAGAAUGUUCUGAACUUUCUAUACAACGUAGGGUGUUUCUUGGUGGAUGAAGUAAGAGCCAGCAUACCCGAUGACCUCGACAGCCUAUCGGAAAAGGUGAUCGAGCAUCAUGAAAGAGAUGUCAGUAUAGCGUACUCGGAGUUCAAGAGCCAGUUCUGCCCCAACCGAUGGGUGAUCAUAUCGGUCCUCGCCGCCAUCACUUUGUUCGUGCUGACAUUUAUUCAGACAGUAUACAGUGCACUUGCCUAUUACAAAGGUUCUUGAUCGUGCUGCUAGACACCACCGCGACUGGCCACUACUCUUCGGUUGAUUCCGGCAGCACAGCUUGCCUUUUCGGUUACUUUUUAUAUAUUGUUCAUCAUGAAUUGUUUGUGUGGGAUUUUUCUUUAAUCUGAAUUGUCAUCCUGGUUCGGUUGUAAGCAUUCGGAACUUUGAUGGCUGAGACCGGAUUCAUUUCCUUAAUCUAAAAAAAGAAUUGUCAUCC
Panicum virgatum (switchgrass) is the source of this 1796-nucleotide messenger RNA. RefSeq lists its product as uncharacterized. NCBI's taxonomy places the organism in Eukaryota, Viridiplantae, Streptophyta, Magnoliopsida, Poales, Poaceae. The transcript has 2 exons. The record is from RefSeq and is a predicted model, not a curated record. Bases 152 to 1576 code for a protein of 474 amino acids.